Messenger RNA from Thrips palmi, 2950 nucleotides. RefSeq names its product potassium voltage-gated channel subfamily H member 8 (gene Elk). Gene Ontology annotation, molecular function: voltage-gated potassium channel activity. The coding region runs from base 41 to 2950 and encodes 969 amino acids. Gene Ontology annotation, biological process: regulation of membrane potential; potassium ion transmembrane transport. Gene Ontology annotation, cellular component: membrane. The transcript is spliced from 16 exons. Lineage: Eukaryota; Metazoa; Arthropoda; Insecta; Thysanoptera; Thripidae. The record is from RefSeq and is a predicted model, not a curated record.
UGCACACGCGGCAACAUGGAGGCUGAAAGAGCCCCGGAGGAUGCCGGCGCGAAAGGGGCUUUUAGCGCCGCAGAACACCUUCCUCGACACCAUCGCCACGCGCUUCGAUGGCACCCAUAGCAACUUCGUGCUGGGCAACGCCCAGGUGUCCAAUGUGCACCCGAUUGUCUACUGCUCCGAUGGCUUCUGCGAACUCACGGGCUUCGCCCGCGCCCAGAUCAUGCAGAAGGGAUGCGCCUGCAAGUUCCUGUACGGCCCGGAGACGCGGGAGGAGGACAAGGUGGCCAUCGACAAGUCCCUGGAACUCAAGACUGAGCUUAAGCUGGAGGUGGUCUUCUACAAGAAGAACGGGUCCCGCUUCUGGUGCCUGCUGGACAUCGUGCCCAUCAAGAACGAGAAGCGCGAGGUGGUGCUGUUCCUCGCCAGCCACAAGGAUAUCACGCACACCAAGGUGCAGCAGCCGCAGACCUCGGACGACGAGGACGACGACUGCGAGAACGAUGCCAACGGCAACCUGGAUCCGGAGGCUCCACCGGCCAACUACGAGAGACGGCGGUCGAGAGCCGUGCUGUACCAACUGUCCGGGCACUACAAGCAGGACAAGAUCAAGUCCAAAAUCAAGCUCAACAAUACGCUGCUGCAGCCCGACAACGCCCCGCUGCCCGAGUACAAGACGGCCGCGCUCAAGAAGUCGCGCUUCGUGCUGUCGCACUACGGCGCCUUCAAGAGCUGCUGGGACUGGCUCAUCCUGCUGGCCACCUUCUACGUCGCCAUCAUCGUGCCCUACAACGCGUCCUUCGUCAACCCGGACCGGCCGUCCAUGGUCAGCGACGUGGUCGUCGAGGCGCUCUUCAUGAUGGACAUCGCCCUCAACUUCCGCACCACGUACGUGUCGCGCAAGGGCGAGGUGGUGUCCAACCCCAAGUCCAUCGCCGUCAACUACUUCAAGGGCUGGUUCGUGGUGGACCUGCUGGCCGCGCUGCCCUUCGACCUGCUCUACGCGUCCGACGUGUACAGCGGCGAGGAGUCAGGGCAUGGCCAGAUCCACCUCCUGAAGCUGACGCGACUGCUGCGGCUGGCCCGGCUGCUGCAGAAGAUGGACCGCUACUCGCAGUACUCCGCCAUGAUCCUCACCAUGCUCAUGUUCUUCUUCACGCUGCUGGCCCACUGGCUGGCCUGCGUGUGGUUCGUCAUCGCGGAGCGGGAGCGCGCCCUCAACCGCAAGGAGUGGGACCUGGGGUGGAUCCACACGCUGGCGGACCGGCUCAAGCUCAACGUGGCCAACAUCUCGCACUCCGAGUCGUACAUCACGGCGCUCUACUUCACCUGCUCGUCGCUCACGAGCGUCGGCUUCGGCAACGUGUCGGCCAACACGUACGCCGAGAAGACCUUCAGCAUCAUCACCAUGCUCGUCGGAGCGCUGAUGCACGCCGCCGUGUUCGGAAACGUGACUGCCAUCAUCCAGCGCAUGUACUCGCGCCGGUCGCUCUACCAGACCAAGUGGCGCGACCUCAAGGACUUCCUGGCGCUGCACCAGGUGCCCAAGGAGCUCAAGGGCCGCAUGGAGGACUACUUCCAGACCAUGUGGUCGCUGAACCACGGCCUGGACAUCCACGAGACGCUGAAGGAGUUCCCGGAGGAGCUGCGCGGCGACGUGUGCCUGCACCUGCACCGGGAAAUCCUGCAGCUGCCCAUCUUCGAGACGGCCUCGCCCGGCUGCCUCAAGCUGCUGUCGCUGCACAUCCGCUCCAACUUCUGCGCGCCCGGCGAGUACCUCAUCCACCGCGGCGACGCCCUCGCCUACACCUACUACCUGUGCCACGGCUCCAUGGAGGUGGUGCAGGACGACAUGGUGGUCGCCAUCCUGGGUAAGGGCGACCUUGUGGGGAGCGACAUCAACAUGUUCCUCCAGCCCGCCAACGGCGCUGCGGGUGGCGGCGGGGGCGGCGGGGGCGGCGGCGGUGGUGGCGGCGGUGGAGGCGGCGGGGGCGGCGGCGCCCCCAUCGACGUGCUCAUCAAGUCCUCGUGCGACGUGCGCGCGCUCACGUACUGCGACCUCAAGUGCCUGCACAUCGUGGGGCUGGUGGACGUGCUGCGGCUCUACCCGGAGUACCAGUCGCAGUUCGCCAACGACAUCCAGCACGACCUGACCUACAACCUGCGCGAGGGCUACGAGGCCGAGCAGGAGUCCGAGGGCAACGGCGGGCCGUCCCUGACCCUGCCCUCCAUCAGCGAGGACGACGAGAACCUCCCCGAGGAGGGGGAGUUGUCGCCGCUGUCGCCCAUGCACGCGCUGCACGCCUCGCCCGGCAGGCACGCCAAGUUCCAGUCCAGGCUGGAGGAGCUGCGCUACCUGGAGGGAGGCCGCGGGCGGCGGAGCGGUGCAGGCGCCGCGGACCGCCCCCGGGGAGUGCUGGGGGCGCUGGGCGCCCUCGGCGCGGCCGACGCGCGCUCCAGCGUGGAGCGGCUGGACAACCACGUCAGCACACUGCACCAGGACGUCGCCACCCUCAGCCAGGAGACCGACUACCCCGUGGACCUGCUGGAGCAGUUCGUGCUGGAGAACCCCCACCGCGUGCUGGCGCUGCUCGGCGUGGACGCGGCGCCGCCGUCGAUGCUGCCACUUCCGCCGCCACCGCCGCCGCGCCGGCCGCCGCACGUGGCGCAGGAGACGGAGCUGGUGUACACCAUGCCCAGCGCGUACUCGGUGCGCUCGGUGCGCAGACUGGCCACCAGCGUCGGCGAGCUGGGAUGCCCUUUUGUACCCAAGAGCCAGUUCUUUGCUGUGCUGCCUUCUCCAAUACUGACGAGCCUUCGGACCGUUGGCAGUCCCAGUGGGAGAUUCAAGUCUGCGCACCGCACAAACAAUUUAGAACCUCCCGACCAGAACCGACUGCUGCCAAGUGAAGCACAGAAUGCACAAGGAGUACCACACCACCACAAGACAUGA